Messenger RNA from Halichondria panicea, 1832 nucleotides. RefSeq lists its product as uncharacterized. NCBI's taxonomy places the organism in Eukaryota, Metazoa, Porifera, Demospongiae, Suberitida, Halichondriidae. The transcript is spliced from 6 exons. The coding region runs from base 10 to 1719 and encodes 569 amino acids. The record is from RefSeq and is a predicted model, not a curated record.
AACCACACAAUGACCAUGACUUGUAGUACUGAAACCAAAACCACAUCACAUGACAUAGGCUGUGACAGUGCUGCAGACCUGGACUGGUGCUGUCUCAAGAUGCUACUGUUACUUGCCUUACAGAGUCUACUGGUGUGCUCACUUCAUAGUGGCCAGGCAGUAGCUAACCCUGUGGCUUCUCUUGUGGAGACCACUUGUGCUAACAGUUGUUCCUGUAGUGAUAUGGAAGAUUUUACGCAAAAAUCAGCAAGAAAAGUGGAAGCACACUUUGAGGAUUCGCUUGAUGAUCUAUUGGAAAGCGUGGAAACUAUGGUGUCCUCGCAGAUUGAUAGCAUCUCAACUACUGCAGUAGAAAAUAUAUUACGAAAUUUUACAAACGAGAACUCACUGGCUCUUACAAGACUGAACAAUUCAACUGUGCAGCAAGCAAGCAAUUUGCAGGAAUUAUUGCUCCAGGUUGAAACCAUGAGAGAAGAAAUAUUUCGAAGGCUCGAAGAUCUAAAAACUCAGCAAAUUUUGCUAUUUAAUUCAACUUUGAUGGAACUCAGGACUCAUUUCGAGCAACUGAUGACUACAUCACAGGCUGGUCGCCCUUCUCCCACGGAAGAACUCAGGCACGAAAUUGGCGAUAUUAAGGAUACAGUGAAUAUGCUAUUACAACUGCAACGACAAAAUAUGGAAAGACCAUUGUCACAGUCACAGCGGCAGUCUCAAUCGACAGUGCAAAAAGGCACAAGCACGAGGGCGAGUUGCCUAAAUAAAAACAAGAGGAUUCUCGUGCUUUAUUGUGACGACCCCUUACAAAUCAUGCCUCGAGUACCUGCAUCUAAUGGAACAGGAAUUGCAACCAGCUCACCACUUGAACCCACACUUGGAGAUAUGAUGGCGAUUUUUUCAGCUGUUUUGUUGGGCUCCUAUGAACAUCCGGUUAAUUCGUGCAAAGAUCUUCCUGAAGAUUAUUCGUCUGGUGAUUACUAUGUGUUGAACAACUGCAAUAAAAUUCCUGUGAAGGUAUAUUGUGAUAUGUCCAGGACAGCUUGCAAUAGUACAGGUGGGUGGAACAGAGUUUCCAUGCUUGAUAUGACCAACUCAAGCCACGAAUGCCCAACUGGUUUGAAAUCUAUUACAAGGGACACGAGUCCCCAUCGUCUGUGUGGUAGUGUUCUUGGUAGUGGGGCUUGUAACUCAGUUAUAUUAAAAACUCAUGGAAUUUAUUACUCAAAGGUUUGCGGGAAAAUCAAAGGCUAUCAAUUCGGUGCUCCAUAUGCUUUUUACUAUGAAGCAAAAGGAAUAGAAUCCAAUUACGUUGAAGGAGUAAGUCUAACUUACGGAAAUGCUGGAUCUAGAAAACAUAUUUGGACUUUUGCAGCUGGACCAGAUGAAACAAAUGCUCUCGAUUUUGUUUGCCCUUGUACUCGAACUGAUCUUACUUGGGCUGGUAGUAUACCAAAUUUUAUCGGACAAAAUUAUUUUUGUGAUACUGCUAACCAUAACUUGCAUUACUCAGCUGCUUACGAGAAAGAAUUUUACGAUGACCCGCUAUGGGAUGGCAAUGGUUGUGUGUCCACUAGUACCUGUUGCUGCUUUAACACUCCUCCAUGGUUUUGUACCGAAUUACCUGAGUCGACAAAUUACGAUAUUGAGCUACGAUUGUGCAAUGGUCAAAGUAUUAGUACAUCUGAAACUCCAAUCGAGGUUGUGGAGCUCUAUGUCAAGUAAACUACUGAUAGCUAGAUCAUAAUUUUAGUCAUGGUAGCUAGCAAAAUAACACUUGACAUUAAUUUUGAUUAAUUAUGUGAUUGACUUGCACGAACUAUUAAUUUUGUAUUUAA